Molecule: messenger RNA, 1369 nt
Organism: Argentina anserina (silverweed cinquefoil)
Lineage: Eukaryota; Viridiplantae; Streptophyta; Magnoliopsida; Rosales; Rosaceae
Product: indole-3-acetate O-methyltransferase 1
Exons: 4
Coding region: 23-1183 (386 amino acids)
Biological process (GO): methylation
Molecular function (GO): S-adenosylmethionine-dependent methyltransferase activity
Source: RefSeq, a predicted model, not a curated record
UUUCUGAUCUAAUACUAUUCAGAUGGCUCCAAAGGGAGAUAAUGUUGUAGUCUCUAGCGUAAACCUUGAGAGGAUUUUUAGCAUGAAAGGAGGCAAAGGAGAAGCCAGUUAUGCCAACAAUUCCCAAGCCCAGGCCAUUCAUGCAAGAUCUAUGCUUCACCUUCUCAAGGAAACCCUAGACAGUGUUCAGCUCAGUUCUCCUGAUGAACCAUUUGCGGUUGUGGACUUGGGCUGCUCGAGCGGAAGCAACACCAUCUACAUCAUCGAUGUAAUCAUCAAGCACAUUACGAAGCGCUACGAGGCCUCCGGUAUUGACCUGCCAGAGUUCUCGGCAUUUUUCUCGGACCUCCCUAGCAAUGAUUUCAACACCCUGUUCCAGCUCCUCCCUCCUCUCGCCACCUACGGGGCCGGGAGCAUGGAGGAGUGCCUCGCCGCCGAUAACCACCGCUCGUACUUUGCGGCCGGGGUUCCGGGUUCCUUUUACCGGAGGCUUUUCCCGUCCAGGUCGAUUGACCUCUUUCACUCGGCGUUUUCCCUGCAUUGGCUUUCUCAGGUGCCGGAGAGUGUAGUGGACAAGGGAUCGCCGGCGUACAACAAAGGCAGGGUGUUCAUCCACGGUGCGGAGGAGUACACUGCCGCGGCUUAUAAGAAGCAAUAUCAGAAAGACCUAGCAAAUUUCCUGGGAGCAAGAUCAAAGGAGAUGAAGAAAGGUGGCUCCAUGUUCCUGGUUUGCCUCGGCAGGACCUCCGUCGACCCCACCGACCAGGGUGGUCCGGGAAUUCUCUUCGGGACCCACUUUCAGGAUGCUUGGGACGAUCUUGUCCAAGAGGGUCUUAUCACUGCUGAGAAACGUGACACUUUUAACAUUCCGGUGUAUGCAUCAAGUUUACAAGACUUCAAAGAGGUUGUAGACGCCGACGGCUCAUUCGCCAUUAACAAGCUCGAGAUUUUCAAAGGAGGGAGCCCCCUUGUUGUGAACCAACCCGAUGAUGCAGCCGAAGUAGGUCGAGCCCUCGCCAACAGCUGCCGGAGUGUGGCUGGAGUCCUCGUUGAUGCACACAUUGGCGAGAAACUCAGCGAUGAACUAUUUCUGCGAGUAGAUAAGAGAGGCGCAUCACAUGCCAAAGAGCUGCUAGAGAAGCUACAAUUCUAUCACAUAGUGGCGUCACUUUCAUUUUCAUAAGCAAUGAUCACGUAAUUUAUCUUAUUGUCUACGAUGUGAACUACGACUGCGGUACAAAUAAUUAUUUUUAUUUUUUAUGCGUAGUAGCCAGAAGAAGUAGAUAACACAAAAGAAAAAAGAAAGAGAGAGAGAGGGUUGGCUUAAUCCUCUUCUCUGUCUCGAUCUUUUGUGUGUUUGUUUGUGCUA